Molecule: messenger RNA, 5580 nt
Organism: Acipenser ruthenus (sterlet)
Lineage: Eukaryota; Metazoa; Chordata; Actinopteri; Acipenseriformes; Acipenseridae
Product: KN motif and ankyrin repeat domain-containing protein 4-like
Exons: 12
Coding region: 855-3986 (1043 amino acids)
Biological process (GO): negative regulation of actin filament polymerization
Cellular component (GO): cytoskeleton; cytoplasm
Molecular function (GO): protein binding
Source: RefSeq, a predicted model, not a curated record
GAAGGGAAUGUAUUUGUUAAACUCAACAUCACAAGGAGGCAGUCAUUUAAACUAUCUCAGCACACCAGUAGUGUACAAGCACACAGCUUCAACACAUGCUCUACAUGCUGACCGCUUUAAUGGGGAAACUGGAAAGCAGGAAGUCUGUUGCAGAUUAAAAGCGAGAAGCAAACCUUUAUCCCACAUUGAAUAUGUUUCUGAUGAAAGACGACAAAACUCUGGGAAAGGGGUGAGCAGUGUUUACAUUGCAGACCAUUCAGUGACUUCCAGUACGUCAUAUCAAAUCAGCAUAUUGAAUUCAUUAAACUUACUCGAAUUGCACCAGAAAACAUGCUUCUAUUGGAAACAGUUACUUCAUAAGGAAUCCAGGGAUUUCGAGUCGAGAUUAAAACCUUAGCCACUAAUUUAAACUGUCUUAAGACACUGCUGUAAAGAGCACAGUUUACCCUCUUCUGCUGCAGCCUAGCUCUGGCAGUGUGAAGCAGGGGGGUGUGUCCACAGGGCCAGCUACAACAGUGCUCAUGUUAUAAACUACUUAGACAUUUCUCGAAAAACAACUGCAUCCCACUCCCAGAUGAUAUCUGUGGAAACAGCAGAGCGCAGAAAGAGGUUUGCAGGACUCUCUUACAGCAGACUGGAGAGGAGGCGAGGGAAGGCAACAUUGAAGAAUAACAGGACAGUACGUGAAGCCCACACAGCAUGAUCAUCAAACACAAUUUCAGAUCAAAUCAGCAGCGGAAUUUCAAUGCAAACAAGCGCAUUUUAAACCCUGCAUUGCUGUGAAGGCACGAAGCAAACUGUUGCUCGUAUUUGACCACUAGAUUUGACUCCCAUGACACUGAGAAUACCAAACUAUGGACAAGAAAACAGCAACUGGCCUUUCAUCUAAACCAUCUGAGUGCGGAGACCAGCGGAAGCAGCUCCCCUACUCUGUCGAGACUCCAUAUGGCUUCCACUUGGACCUGGAUUUCCUGAAGUAUGUCGACGACAUCGAGAAAGGCAACACCAUCAGGAGGGUUCACAUUCAAAGGAGGACCAAAGCCCCGAAGUUCAGCACCCUGCCCAGGAACUUCAGCCUCCCGGAUAACAGCUCCAGAUUCCUUCCCAGGGAAAGCUGGACUUCCACUUGCUCUCUCGUGCCCAGAAGCACAUCCAGGGAUGUGGAGGUCCAGCAGAUCUUCGAGUUCCAUGCAGCUGACCAUGUUUCUGCAGGAGUUUCUCCAAGAGCCCCGGGUGUCACGAGCAGAUCAGAGAGAGCUGCCGCAGGGGAUGCCAGGACCAGGGCUUUUGAUGAGCAGCCGCUGGGCUUUAGGGUUAGACCGCAGUUGUUGAGGGCUUCAAGCAUGCCUGUUACUGUCCUGCAGAGAAAGAACUCUGAGAAUUCAGAAGAUCAAACCGAGCUGCUUCCCGGACACAGCCCCAGAGACAAUGGCUCAUCCGAAAAUGUGUUUUGUUCAAACGAUGGCUCCUCCACCCAGGACACAGCCAAGAACUGUGAAGCUGUCUUGACUUCAGAGGUGAGCAAUCUCCGGCAGCAACUCGCAGCUGCUUUGCAAAGGAUCAAAGUGCUGGAAGAGCAGGUGAAAACAAUUCCUGAGCUAACAGAACAGGUGUCAACACUGACAGAAGAGAAAGGCAAUCUCAUUCUACAGCUCAACCGUCAGUAUGCGGUUUCAGUGCAAGGAUUUCCCCAGACUACUGGCCGUGAAAACACAGAACACGAAAAACAUAGUUUGCAUUCACUUACAAGCAACAGUACAGCCAAAAAGCAAAUUACAUCUUCCACAGAUGUGUUAGCAUCUGCAACCCCAUCAACUACAAAGGCAAGUGAAGAUCUCAGUCAUUCUCAGCAGCAGAAAAUAAGCACUGCUCACAAAGAACUAGCCAGCACGCCAAUGGGAUCUUCAUUACAAGACGUGGCUGUCUGUGUCACGGAAGGAGGGGCAGGUUCAGCAGCUCAGAAGACAAACAGUGAUACAGAAGCUCUCAUCAGUAUAGCACUGAGGACAAAACUCACGGUUCUAGAGAAGCAGUUAAGUGACACAACUAAAGAGCUUGAGAAAGCAAACACUCUCCUGAAGCAGAAAGUGGAAGCGCUUAUGCUUGAGCAACAGUCAGAGCAGGAAAACUCCAGUCCCCAGCUGAAAGGAGCUGAGGUGGGGGAGCAGACUGAAGAAGUAGUGAAGAACAAGCAGUCUGAUUAUGUUCAGCGCUGCAAUGCCUCAGUGAACACAGAAGCCAGCUCGGAAGUAAAGACGUUCUCUGACAAAGGCACCACCACAGACAUGCAGAUUCCAACCAGGUCGGCAGAAUGUGGCGCUGGUGCAACCAUUACUGAGACACCAAAGAAAGAUCUGAGAAGCUCGAGCGUUCAAACUGACUCUUUGGAAGUCAGGAGCGUCGGAGUGGUAGCAUCUGUCCAGACUGGGGAGAAAUCAAUAGCAGCUACAGUCAGUGCUUGUGACAAAGCCAUUGAAACCGAUCAACCAUUGAUCCAGAAACUUGUCACUUGCAAACCUGUUGAAAAAGACACACAAGUAGCAGACCUGGAAAAGGAGAGUGAAUGCGUGAAACAAUGUGCCUCUAACAGAGAGUCUGACCUCGCGUCUGUUGUGGGUGACUGUAAAUCUAAGGAAGGGUGCGUCAGGGAAGUGGCACAGGAUUGCAAGAAAGAAGGCAAGGGUGACCGUGAAGAACCAAUGCCAUCUUCCUCAAUGCAGGCCACCAUAGGACACUAUGUCACAAAGAUCCAACAGCUUUUGCACGAGCAGUGGGCGGUUUUGGAGAACGGCUACCCAGAGCUUACCAGCACACUAAAGCAGCCAGCUUCAAAGAUCAGUUCAAUCCAGGAGCAGCUGGUCAGCUCUCUCAACACACUGUCCUCCAUGUACUCUUCACAAGCAGAGAAAGAGGCGACCAAUGGAAGCAGUGCUCAGCAAGCAGGGAGCCCCCCAGCUACAGCUCUCAAAUCCAUCAUGAAGAAGAAGGACUGCAGCGUCAGCGCAGGGAAGAGCGCAGCGAAGAAGAAUCUCAAGUUUGUUGGCAUCAAUGGGGGCUAUGAAACGACUUCGAGCGAGGAGUCGAGCGGCGAGGACAGCGGGCAGGAUGGCAGCUCAGCACCCGGUGACAGGGCCAGCGAGAGGUCAGCCGCGGGGGUCAUGGAAACACGGAUUGCUGCUGAGGAGGCCAGCGGUCUCAGCUGCUUUCAAGACAGCCAGGCUGAGGAGGCUGACAGGGAAACAGUACAAGAGAAUUUUCUGGCUGCCUGUCAUUACCUGAAAGAUCACCUCACAGAGACUGAGUUCCCCAACAAGGAGAUGAGGCAGUGCCUGCGCGUGGUGUACCAGGAGUGGUUCAGAGUCUCCAGUCAGAAAGCCUCCUCGGCCGACAGCGUGGCUGGGUACCUCAGGGAGCUGCAAGCAAUGACCCCGGAGCUGAUGGGUUUCAUUGUGAACCUGGCAGACAGGAAUGGAAACACUGCUCUCCAUUACAGCGUGUCCCACUCCAACUUCCACAUUGUCAAGCUGCUGCUGGGUACAGGGGGGUGCAAAGUGGACCAUCAGAACAAGGCUGGCUACACUGCGAUCAUGCUGGCUUCACUCACAGCCACAGAGUCCCAGGAGGAGAUGGAGGUGGCCUUGCAGCUUCUGAGACAGGGAGACAUCAACACCAGAGCCAGCCAGGCUGGUCAGACGGCUCUGAUGUUGGCGGUCAGUCACGGCCGGACGGACAUGGUGAGGUCCCUGCUGGCGUGCGAGGCUGACGUCAACAUCCAGGACGAUGACGGCUCCACGGCGCUCAUGUGUGCCUGCGAGCACGGCCACACGGAGAUCGUGCGGCUGCUGCUGGCCCAGCCAGGCUGCAGAGCACAGCUCGCCGACAACGAUGGGAACACCGCUUUGUCUAUUGCACUGGAGGCCUCCCUCUCAGAGAUUGCUGACCUUCUCUAUACCCACGCAGGCCAGAGGGACUCUCCGGCUCCAUAGCAACUCCAUCCAAAGCCUUUCUCUUAUUCUGAGCUGCACAGCUACACAGGGCCUACUCAGCAGAGCCAUACAGCUCCCACGAUCGCCUCUAAACAGGACUUCAGAGCAGCGUCUGGAUUGAAGGAGCUGCUUCCAAUAUUUACUAUGUCCUUAGCAUUGUGCUAAUGCCCCUCGUACAUGGAUUAGAAACACGUGAGGGACACGCAGCAUGGCUGGCUAUGAGGUGGGGCCGUCUUGUUCCUGUGUGUUGCAAGCGCGCUGCUCUUUGCCAUGUUUGUGGAACAGCGCUGUUUCUCUGUGUAAUCGAGACCAACCCAUACCUGCUGUGUGUGAAGAUGAUGGGCUGAUUACACAGUGACUUGGGAGCAAGAAAUGUGUUUGACUUACACGGAAAUAAAUACAUUUUAAUAAAAUAGCACAGACUUUGAUGAAUUUUGUUUCUUUUUGACAAUUAACGUCACGCACAGACAUUCUAGUUGUUUUGGAGGUUACACUCUUCUUUGUUAUAUUUUUAUUAAAAUGCCCGAGUCCUGUACUUCUCGUAUUCCAGCUCUGCACGUUGCUUCACCUGGUGUUCAUGACACUGAGAACUAUACCCCUUCGACACUGACACACAGCAGAGCCGUGAGGACCCAGAAGGGUGCUGCUCCACUGGCACACAGCCAAGCCCCGAGGACCCAGACGCUUCACCUGGCUGUGCACGCAGCGUGUGCCCUUUGUUAACAUCCUUGCAAAGAGAAUCCUGCUCAUACUGUACAAAUGCAAUGCAGCCAUUCAAUCACCAAGCCUGCGAAGGACUCGCUGUUAACAGAUACUACUCGGCUCUGUCUCCCAGUGCAGGGGUGAUGGACGAUCUGCAGAGCAACAAUGCUGAACAGCGCGGCACUCCCCACAGCAGUGCUGUGAGAAGCACAGUGAGUGAGAGCAGAGUAAUGAGCUAUACUGGGAGGAUGCAGGACUUUAUUUAAUCAUUUAUUUAUCCUGGGAAGGAGCUGUGCUAUUAUGAGCAAUCCACAAGGCGACCCCACAUUUACCCUUCCUGACAAAGCCAGUCACUCAUUACUUUUUUGGCUCGGAAAUAUCCAGUUUUGUAUUUCUGUUUCUGUCUUGUUUGAUUGAUGUGCUUCUUAUUUUUGUUUUGAUUUUAUAGGAUGUUAUUUCUCGCUGUCCUCUCUUCCCAGGACUCCCUUGUAAAUGAGAUGUACAUCCAAGGUUCCAUCCUGAUUAAAUCAAUACAUUCAAAUUUGAAUUUGAUGAGUAAACUCUUGUUUUUAACUGGAGCUCAGCACUUGUGCAUUGGUAGCGAGGCUGCAGUACAGGGAUAAAGUUAUCAUAAAUAAUUAAACAGGGAAUAGGCUGAUGAAACAGAUUGCAAAUCGCUUUGUUUCGGCAUUAUUUGCCCAGAGGUACAAAACACCAAUAGGCCGGUAAUGACAAUAAAGAUAGACCAUAAUUGUGUUACUGCUAUAUUUGUAUUCAGUUUGUGCAUGCAUUCAUCAAGAGUUUAAUAUGUGUAAGCUGUGCAGAAAGAAAGCUAUUCAAUAAGCACGCGUGUAAAUUGUGAUACAAUUAUAUGAAUCUUAUUCAUGUGCUA